AUGAUUGAAAGUUGCGGUUGUUGUCCACCAAUGGAACCACAAUGCCCACCAUUAUGCUCUACAUCGUGCCCACCGACACCUAUUUGUUGCUACACGUGUCCAGCACCAUACAAGUUGGAACCAAAAUCUAAUUGUUGUUCACCUGUACCAAUUACCUGUAUGCCAUGCCCCCCACAACCGCCACUGUUACCUUGCCCCCCGCGUCCUUUUGUUUGUCCGCCUUGCACAGGUCAUCCGUGUAUUACUUGUGCACCUUCACCUAAGCCAGUGCCAGCUCCUUUUGAAUGCGGACCUGUCUUUAGAGCACCUGUUACUACUGGUGGAUUAUUCUAUAUUGGAACAAUCAGGUGUCAUCCUUGUUUAUCAUAUGCUUGCUGA
Molecule: messenger RNA, 378 nt
Organism: Eufriesea mexicana
Lineage: Eukaryota; Metazoa; Arthropoda; Insecta; Hymenoptera; Apidae
Product: small proline-rich protein 2B
Exons: 2
Coding region: 1-378 (125 amino acids)
Source: RefSeq, a predicted model, not a curated record